CUGCUACACCAACCAGCAUGACUGUUGGUGCUUUUUCGGAAUGGCGCAAGCUUCCAGUGAGCCUGAGUGAGCUAUGCAUCAACACGACUCUUCGGUGUGGUCAAUCGUUCCGAUGGCAUAAUGUCCCCGAUAGCGACGAAUGGCGAUGCGUGCUCCACGGGAAACUCCUCUCCUUGAAACAAGACUCUACCUGUCUCUAUUACAGAACCUACCGCCCUUCAAAGUCAGACAGUACCGACAACGACGACACAACCACCCUCAACCUAAUCAAACACUACUUCAAUCUCACCGCGAACCUAACAGACUUCUACGCGCAGUGGUCCUCACAAGACCCGAAUUUCAAAAAGAAAGCUCCCCAGUUCACCGGGAUCCGUAUCCUCCGCCAAGACGCGUGGGAAGCGCUCAUCUCCUUCAUCUGCAGCAGCAAUAAUAACAUAUCGCGCAUUUCGCAAAUGGUUGAGAAGCUUUGCUUACAUUAUGGACCAUUCAUCGGGACGAUCGAUGAUCGCGCAUAUCAUGACUUCCCAACUCCCGACGCAUUGACUGGUACAGAGGUUGAAGGUCGCUUGCGCGGGCUAGGAUUCGGGUACCGUGCCAAGUAUAUUUACCAGACGGCGCUUAUUGUCGCGAAAGAGCGGGAGAAGGGCUGGUUGAAUGGACUAUGUAACCCGGAGUCGCCAGCCUUUGGGGUUAAGCCUGGAUUCGGGGGUGAGAUGAAACCAGAAGGAAGAGAUGGUUAUCGGGAGGCGCAUGAGAAGUUACUUGAGCUGCAAGGCGUCGGGCCAAAGGUUGCCGACUGUGUUUCCCUGAUGGGGCUGGGAUGGGGAGAAUCCGUGCCCGUGGACACACAUGUAUGGCAAAUCGCCCAACGAGACUACAAAUUUGGCAAAGGCGCACACAAAACCCUCAACAAAACAACAUACGACGCCGUCGGCAACCACUUCCGCAAAAUUUGGGGCAAAGAAGCUGGUUGGGCACAUAGCGUCCUGUUCACGGCUGAUCUCAGGACAUUCUCCGAUCGACUUGCCUCAUCGAAGAAGUCCAAGGUGGAGGUCGAUGUCAAGGUAAAGGAGGAGAAAACUGAUGAUAUGAAAGUUGAGACCAAGGUUACGACUGCCGUUGCGGUUAAAAGGUCUGCUAGCGAGGAUGGCGAUGAGAAGGUCAAGGUCGAAGAUGAUGUGACAAAGACAAAGGAGGAGCCGAAUGGCAUUGUCAAUGCUUCGCAAACGACAACGAGGAGGAUGUCGAAGCGGCUUCGGAACUGCUGAUCUGAUGCUUGUUAGAUAGUAUUUAAUGCACAGUAUACCCCUUCAUCUAUUUGGAUAUGGACUUUGUUAUCUUGGAAAAACAAGCACUUGGAUUAGUAUGCUUUCUCCUAUUCUGUAUAUACUCGAGCCACAACACACAUUACCUGGAAUUCAAUCAACCAGAC
Messenger RNA from Aspergillus ruber CBS 135680, 1432 nucleotides. RefSeq names its product 8-oxoguanine glycosylase OGG1. Gene Ontology annotation, molecular function: damaged DNA binding; 8-oxo-7,8-dihydroguanine DNA N-glycosylase activity. The transcript has 3 exons. Gene Ontology annotation, biological process: base-excision repair; base-excision repair, AP site formation; nucleotide-excision repair. The coding region runs from base 18 to 1268 and encodes 416 amino acids. Gene Ontology annotation, cellular component: nucleus. The record is from RefSeq and is a predicted model, not a curated record. Lineage: Eukaryota; Fungi; Ascomycota; Eurotiomycetes; Eurotiales; Aspergillaceae.